Fusarium poae is the source of this 930-nucleotide messenger RNA. RefSeq lists its product as uncharacterized. The coding region runs from base 1 to 930 and encodes 309 amino acids. The record is from RefSeq and is a predicted model, not a curated record. The transcript has 2 exons. Lineage: Eukaryota; Fungi; Ascomycota; Sordariomycetes; Hypocreales; Nectriaceae. Gene Ontology annotation, molecular function: hydrolase activity, acting on ester bonds.
AUGACUCUAGUCCAGACCGCCUCUAACAAAGCCAGCGCACUCAAUUCUUGCCAAUUCACUCUCCCCACAAGAAGAGGCGAAUACCUCAUCCAAGUCUCAUGGCCUUUAUGCUGGAGCAGCGAACGUGCACCACCAAAAGAUGACACUUCAACCGUCUCCACUGUAUACAUAGUUGAUGGAAACGCCUACUUCUUCACAGCAACAGAUAUUGCUCGCCGAUUGGAGCUGACUCACCACACUCGUGUUGUCCUUGUCGCAGUCGGGUAUCCCAACAAAACCUCUGUUUUCGACAAGCGUCGCAAUGGAGAUCUCACACCCGAGGCUCCAGAUGGCAUCUACAGUGUACCGCCAGGUCCCGAUGGGAACCCUUCUCUAGGUCCUUUCGGCGGCGCAUCCGACUUUUUGGAUAUAAUCCAAACACAACUCCGACCAUAUAUCGAAAAUACUCUCUUCCCAAAUGUUCCUCUCAGUUCUGGACCCAAUGCUCUAUUCGGCCACUCCUAUGGGGGCCUGUUCACUCUCAACGCUCUGUUCACGCAACCAGAUUACUUCGAUACCUUCAUUGCAGCAAGCCCAUCUAUCUGGUUCAACAACAAAAGCAUCGUGCAAAACCAAGAACGAGACUUUCACGCACGCGAACCUCCUAAAGGUCGAGCUCCACGACUCUUGGUCAUGUUUGGCGGUGCUGAACAGACGCUGAUAAAGCUGCCUGGUGAAUCAGAAGAAAAAUUUGACAAGAAGCAAAAGGGAGCGUGGGAGAGAAAGAUGAAAGACAAUGCGCUAGAUCUGGUAGAUAGGAUGAGAGCGUCCAAGAAUCUAAGGGAUGUCUGGACAUGGGAGUUUGAGGCGGAGGACCAUGGUGGUGCAGCGCCUUGUGCUCUGCAGAGAGGACUAUUCAGGUUUCUCUUGGAUCAACGUGCAGAGCAAUAG